CAGACACAGUGGAGUAAUUCGGCCCAGCUGUAUUUGUGGUUUGUUCAUUGAUAAAUAGAAAGCAAGUCGAAUAAGAGUAUGCUGGAAGUGUUAUUGGAUUCAAAUUCGAAAUAAACCGCGGAAUUUUAAUAUGAAGUGUGUUGUUAGGAGAUGAGCCAUGCUGCCGAAGUCGAGCACUGGAGUCCUGUUGCCAAGGACAACAUGGACAAAAUGGCUGAUAUGGCUCACAACAUUCUCUAUAGCAACGGUUGCUGUGUCAACAGAAGAUUCCUUCAGUUUGACAAGCCUUCACUUCACACAGGAUCAGUACAAUGUGACAAUACCGGAAAAUUCUCUCGGAAAGACAUUCGUAACUCCAGCUUCGAAGAUGGGGAUUUAUGUACCUGAAAAUAUUCCGGUUAAAAUAUCAUACCAGAUUCUUAAUUCAGAAGAGGACCUUUUUAAAGUUGAGGAUCACUUGGUUGGAAAUUUUAAUUUUCUUCUAAUCCGAACACAUUCCGGGAGUUAUGGGAGAAUUAAUCGUGAGCUUACGUCGGAGUACCGUCUUCAGAUUAAAGCUAUCGCCCAAAGCAAAGGUGUGUCUUAUGAGACCACAACAAAUAUUAUAGUGUAUGUUUCAGAUGUGAAUGAUCUUCAACCUUUGUUUGAUUUAGAUUUUUACAAUGUUAGCGUACGUGAAGACACACUAUUACAUACAAGCAUUGCACGUGUGUCUGCAUAUGACGGGGAUGAGGGCAUCAAUGCACAAAUAUAUUACAGUUUUGUCCAAAGGACCAAUGUUUUUGCCAUUCAUCCAACAAGUGGUGUAAUAUCAUUAACGAGACCACUUGACUUCCACCUUCAAAAGGUGUAUAAUAUUGACAUGUUAGCACAAGAUCGCGGCCCUGUGCCCGCCAAGCCUUAUAGAAAGAGACCAACUACAUUACAAAUUCAUGUAUUAGAAGUAAAUUAUUUUCCCCCAGACAUAUCAAUUAAAAAGUUGCCAAAUUUGUUUGAGCCAGGACAAGAGGAAAUAAUAUUAGCUAUUGUGAAUGUAAAAGACAAAGAUAAGGGAAAUAAUGGGAAAAUUGGGGCUGUUGAAAUUGUUAAAGGUAGUUUGGAUGGGGCUAUUUCGCUACAAAAGGGAGAACAGGAUGGAGAGUACAGGGUUAUACUUAAACCAUCCCAGAAAACAUCUGUGCCAACACCAGGAUUUAAUGUGACCUUGAAAGCUGAAGACAAAGGUCAGCCUUCAUUAUCGGCCAAUGAAACAUUUUAUGUAAGUGUGUUUGACACAAGAACUAUUCCAAAGUUUUCUAAGUCAAUUUAUAAUGUUACCGUGGAAGAGAUAGCCCCAAUAAAUACCCCAGUAACAUUUGUAACGUCAGAGCUGUCAACCAGUAACUUUGACGUUAGAUAUGAAAUUGUAUCGGGUAAUAAUGACAAUUUGUUCAAAAUUAACCAAAUAUCAGGCCUAGUAUCUACCUCAGCACAAAUCAAUGCCGAAAAAGUCACAAAUGUAAAGCUCAAAAUAAUAGCAUAUGAUGCAGUCAAUACACAUCAUGCUAACAGUGACUCUUGCAUUGUCAAUAUAUCUGUGAUAGAUAAUAAUGACAACGCACCGGAAUUUGAUAUCACUGAUAAUGUGUCGGAGAUAUAUAUCCAAGAAAACCUGCCGGUAGGUUCGAGUAUUUUUAAAAUCAGUGCCAUCGAUAGAGACAAAAAAGAAAACGGUAAAAUCAGCUUUUCUAUAACUAACAGCCGUCAUGUGCCAUUUGAAAUUGAGCCAUUCACUGGUGUUCUAAAAACAACAGAACUACUUGAUUAUGAAACCAUGAGGUUAACAUAUAAAUUGAAUAUAAGGGUAUCUGAUUGGGGUACCCCGUAUCCACGAGAGAAUGAGAUGAUUUUCACAAUUAAUCUACAAGAUGUCAAUGACAAUACCCCUCAGUUUGAGAAAAAAGAUUGUUCGGGAUACAUUUCGCGCGAUGCUCCGAUAAACACGGAAAUAAUCAUAGUUGCUGCUAUAGAUUUCGAUGUUAACGAUAUAAUACAAUAUAGAAUAAUUGGCGGAAAUGGUGAUAACUGUUUUGCAUUGCAUCGUGAAUCUGCCAGAGUCUUUCUGAACUGUUCACUCAGGGAAAUGCCAGAUGAAAAGCGGUACUUGCGUAUAGUAGCUCAUGAUGGGAUUCAUGAAUCUUCGCCCGUUGACGUUGAAAUGACCCUGGUGAAUUCAAAACAAAGCUCACAGCUUUCAAACAGCCUUGCCAACAUACAGUGUCAAAAAACUGAUAUAUUUCAAAAGUUGCAAGAUCUUGUGAUUCGAUCAAGGGAAGCCAACUCUCAAACAAAUCACGGAUUUCCAGAAAGUACCAAGGUUGAACCAGUCAACAACCCCCCUGAAUUUAAUGACACCAUCCCAACUAACUUGGAAGUUUCUGAAGGAUUGGCAGUAGGAACAGUUCUUGCCAAAGUUGAAGCUAUUGAUGUUGACCGAGGAUACAACGGAAAACUUGUGUAUGUCAUAAAGUCAGGAGAUAUUGCAGGACAUUUUAAAAUUGACAUGUAUACUGGAAAGUUAACCAUAAUGUCAAAACUCGAUAGGGAAAUUAGAGAUGAAUACAAUUUACUAAUUGAAGUUUCUGAUCUUGGUCAACCUUCUCUGUCAUCAAAUAUUUCUAUUUCUGUUAAAGUCCUAGAUGAAAAUGAUAAUGCGCCAAAGUUUGAGCAGGAAGUUUACUCGGCAACAAUAUCAGAAAACAUCAAUAGAAAUGCAACUGUCACCCAAGUUUCAGCCACAGAUCAAGAUCUUGGAAAAAAUGCUAAAAUAACGUACACAAUCGUUUCAGACACUGAUCAUUUUGCAGUUAAUCCAAGAAACGGAAUGAUUGUUGUAAACAAGCCGCUGGACCGUGAGAGGCAUCCAGUUUAUACUGUUCUGGUUCGAGCCUCCGAUAAAGGUGAGGACCAGAUUAGUUUAAGUUCAACAGCAACUGUUCUGGUAGAGUUGACCGAUAUUAAUGAUGUUGUUCCUGAAUUUACGCCUGAUAUCUAUAGCGUCAGAAUCCGAGAGGAUUUGCCGAUUGGAGCUGUUGUCACCGUUGUCACAGCUGCGGAUACCGACGAGGGUAAAAACGGGGAAGUUCAGUACCAGCUUGUGUAUGGGGAAAAUUUCUUUGAAAUUGAUUCCAGUACUGGUGUGAUCAGGAUUAUCAAACGCUUGGAUUAUGAGACCCAACAGGUUCACAAUAUCAGUGUACGUGCACAAGAUGGAGGUGUACCAUCGCUGAUAUCGGUGUGUUUUAUAAAUAUUGAAGUAGUGGAUGUAAAUGAAAACCUAUUAGCUCCAGUGUUUGAAAAUUUCUUUGCAUACGGAUAUGUUAGUGAGAAUGAGCCAGUGGGUACGACAGUAAUGUUUGUAAAAGCAUAUGAUCCUGAUGGUGAUGGCGUAACUUACUCAAUACGAGAUGGUUCCGGUCUUGGAAGGUUCACAAUUGACUCUAAUGGUACAAUAUGCACAAGUCAAGUGUUAGACCGGGAAACAGCCACUCACUACUGGCUGACAGUCUAUGCCCAAGACCAUGGCCUGGUUCCCCUACACACAAGGCAUGAAGUUUAUAUAGAGGUCAAGGACACGAAUGAUCAUAUCCCAAUGACCUUCGACCCUGUAUAUUACGGAACAGUGCCAGAGAAUGUGAAUGAAAAGGGGCUUUUUGUGACACAAGUUCAAGCGUAUGACCUUGACAAGAAUCUGAACCAGACUCUGACUUAUGAGAUAACCCGAUAUGACCCACUCAACUUCUUCAAAAUUGAUAAAUACACAGGUGUGAUAACAACAACAGGCAAGCCUCUAGAUAGGGAACAGCAGUCCAAACAUAAACUUGAGGUUACAGUAUCCGACAAUGGUGAACCGGCUUUAACCUACCAGACCCGUGUAUUCAUCAAAGUGGAAGAUGACAACGAUAACCGACCUAAAUUUAACAAACGUUUGUACCGGAUACAGACCCCAGCCACAGAGUUCAUGGGUUUGGAUAUACCUGUUUUCCAAGUUCUUGCAUGGGACGAUGACGAAGGAGAGAACGGGGAAUUGACCUUUGACAUUCGUAACUCUAAAGAUGAUUCCAAAAUUUUCAUGGUUCACCCAAAAACUGGCAUGAUAUAUGCAACAGAUAGUCUUGAGUACGGAGAUGUCCAUCAUUUUGUGGUUCGAGCUUCAGACAAUGGCAAACCAAAGCCUAGAAAGACCACGGUAAAGGUUAGGAUAGAGGUAGUGGAGAGAAUGAAGAAGUCUCCAAAUGUGCCCAGAUUUACUACGACUUCUAUGAUGAAGCGUGUAAUGGAGGAUGAUAAAGUAGGUCACCUAGUGGAUCUUCUUCAAGCGCAUGACCGGGACAACAACGAUCAGCUCUUUUAUUCCAUUAUAGAUGGAGACCCACACAAUCAGUUCUACAUUGGUUUGGACACAGGUGCCCUGGUGGUGGCUCGAGCCCUUGACUGGGAGGUGAAAAGCUUCUAUAACCUUACCAUACAGGUCACAGACGGCGUUAACUUCGAUAACUGCUCUGUACAUAUUGAAGUUAUUGACAUAAACGACAAUGUCCCGCUGUUUGAAAACACACACUAUGAGAGCAGUUUUCCGGAGAGCACACCAGUUGGCACGACCUUGCUCAAAGUUACAGCCACUGAUGCUGACAAUAACAUGCUCAUCUACUUGCUCCCAGAUUGUUGUAACUCCGCCUCUACACGUGAACUGUUUGAUGUGAAUGCUGAAACUGGUGAGGUUGUUGUUAAAAGUGCACUGGACCAUGAGGUUGCCAUGCAACAUAACUUGACGAUUAUGGUUAGCGACCAGGGUAUGAGCCCAAACCGGAACUUCACCAGAGUCACUCUCAACAUCUUGGAUCAUAAUGAUCACCAACCUGUGUUCUUGUCGGACACAUUCCACGGACGUGUGUUUGAGACAGCAGCUAUCGGGACGUCGGUCGUUCAAGUAAUGGCGGUUGACCAAGACAAGGGACAUAAUGCAGAACUGACUUACACUAUCUUAUCAGGAAAUGUUGGCAGUGUUUUCUCCAUUGACAGUAUGCUUGGAACAGUGUCUGUUGCUAAGGAACUUGAUAGAAAUGAUAAGCCUCACUAUGAACUGGUUGUCAUGGCAAUGGACAAGGGAGAUCAUCCCAUGUCUAACAAAGCCACGGUUAUAAUUGACGUUACAAUUUCUGACAAUGCUCCGCCAAAGUUUGACAGCCUAGAGUAUAUGGCCGAACUACAAGAGAAUCAGCCCUGGUUUACGAAUGUCUACACCAUGACGGCAAACUGUCGAUCUAGCGUCAUCUACACAAUUGUCGGCGGGAAUGAAAAAGGCAUCUUUGCCAUUAACCCAAACUCUGGUGUUGUCUAUACAAAGAAAUCUGUGGAUUAUGAGACUGAUAUGGCUUUCAACCUUACAAUCAAAGCAACCAGCAUUAUACAUUCCUCAACCCAGACUAAUUUACAUAUUCAUAUUAUCGAUGAAAAUGACAAUGCUCCGGAGUUUAUCAAGGAGGAAUAUGUCGGAAAUGUUACAGAAUCAGCUAAAGCUGGCACAAUUGUGCUUAAUGCCACCAGCGAGCCUCUUGUCAUUCUAGCUAAAGAUAAAGACUCUGGUUUAAACGCUGUACUAAUUUAUGAGAUCAGAGAUGACUAUGCUAAAAAUUACAUCACCAUUGAUCCGAAUACUGGGGCAAUAAGAACUGUGUCUGAAUUCGAUCAUGAAGAAAUGGACAAGAUAGAGUUCUCUGUUGAAGUAUGGGAUAUGGGUAAACCCCAAUUGAGGACGAAAUUUCCGGCAAAAGUCAUCUUAUAUAUAAAUGACGUAAAUGACACUCCUCCAAAAUUCACUGAAGACAGUUACAAUGCUGAAGUAUUACUUCCCACGUAUAAGGAUGUUAUUGUCGUUACUGCUGAUGCCCAUGAUGAUGAUACAGGUGUUGACUCGAAACUGAAGUAUUCAUUAGUUCAAGGAAAUGAUGAUCGUAGAUUCAGAAUAGAUGAAGACACUGGCGCCAUCUUUAUUGUGAACGAAUCCAACAUGGCUGACAAGUACAAGCUGAAAGUUCAAGUGACAGACGGCAUUUUCAAAACGGAAACGAUAGUAUUUGUAGCAGUGUCUCAACCAACCAGCAGUCCUUUUACAUUCACUCAUGAGGUUUAUGAAGCGUGGGUUAUAGAAAACCAUGAGAUAUUUGAUACUCUGACAGUAGUUCAGGUGGAAAACCGAGGUUUGAAUCAGCAGUUCACAUACAGUUUACUUAAUGGUGGCGACAAAUUCGAAAUUGGCUUCACGUCUGGUGUUGUAACAACAACUGGUGUUGCAUUUGACAGAGAGGAAGUCAGCAUUUAUAAUCUUGUCGUUGAGGUAAGAGGAGAAACACCUCAAGGACCACAGAGGGCACAUGCCUUGGUCAAGGUCAUGGUCGAAGAUGAAAAUGACAAUGACCCAGUUUUUGUCCACCAGCCGUAUCACUCGGUUCUCGUUCACGACUCGGUUCUUGGUCAUGUUGUCAAACAGGUGACUGCAAUUGAUAGGGAUGCAGGAAAUUUUGGUCAGGUGACAUACAGUGUGAAGGGUCGUGGUGACCUAGAUGACAGGUUUGCCAUUGACCCAAAGUCCGGGAAGAUAAGUGUGUUCAGACCUUUGACCACUGCGGAUGUUGGCAAAGAAAUUGUGCUGUCUGCUGUAGCAGCAGAUGGAGGGUCGCCAUCACGCAGUUCGGAAACAACAGUGAAAAUAACAGUCAUCAGCAAGAACUAUCCAGUAUUUGAUCAACAAGUUUACCGUGCUACUAUUCCGGAACAUUAUCCAGUGGGCUCAUCAGUUGCUAGCUUGACAGCGAACAGUCCGACACAGGAUAAAUUAAUUUACACAAUUAUCGAGGGCGAUCGUUACGGGGACUUUGAUGUCGAUUUUAAUAUAGCCAUGGAUGUUCAUGGUCCAUGUCUGAUCACAGUACGAGGUUAUAUAGAAUAUAACUCCAUUCAGACUUAUAACCUAACAGUGCAGGCUGUAGAGGUUAAAUCUGGCCUAGCAACGACAGCUGUUGUCAUAGUUACCGUACAGGACAUCAAUAACUUUGCCCCAGUAUUCAAGAAAGAAUUGUAUGAAGUAACAGUAUCUGAAGCAGCUUCCAUUGGUGCCUCUGUUGUCAAGGUAACUGCAACUGACCCAGAAUCUGGACUGAAUGGACUGGUUCACUACUCACUGAUCACAGAUAAGAAAGGAAGUAGGGAAGUGGACUGGUUUACAGUAGACUCUAAGACUGGUCUCAUAACCACAAAGAAAUUCCUUGAUAGAGAGAGGCAGUCUGAGUUUAGUUUCCUUGUGGAAGCAACAGAUAGUGGACAGUUGCCGCUAAGCAGUAACGCCGUUGUUAGGGUGAAGAUUUCUGAUUUAAAUGACAACGCCCCAAUUUUUGACCAAGCAUCAUAUCACUGUGUUAUAACUGAUCAAGGGGAGCGAGGGCAGCUGGUUACCAAGGUGUCAGCAACAGACCCAGAUACAAGUAGUGCUGGAUUACUGAGAUAUUCUAUCAUUGGUGGAAAUGACCAGCACACUUUCCAGAUGGAUGAAGAUAGAGGAAUUAUCAUCUUGUCUAAACAACGGAAACCACAAUUAUAUCGUGCUUAUGAACUGAACAUCUCGGUUACUGAUGGCGUUUUUACAAAUUUUGCACGAGUCAGCAUCAAAGUUCAAAAUAGCAAUGUUCACUCGCCAAGAUUUGAGCAGAGUAUUUAUGUGGCAGAGUUCCCAGAGAAUUAUGGGGAAGGAAUGUUGGUGACGCAGGUUUCGGCGGUGGACAAUGAUGCAGGGAAUUAUGGGAUGAUCUCGUACUCUAUUCCUAGUGAAGAAAUGCUGCAGUAUUUCAGAGUAGAUGCAGAUUCUGGUGAAAUAUUUUCUGUGCAAGUUUUUGAUCGGGAACAUCAGUCUGUCUUCAACGUUCCGAUAGCAGCCACAGACAAUGGUGGACGUAUGGCCUUUACGAAACUUCACGUUUCUAUAACCGACCAGAACGAUAAUGUCCCACAAUUCCUUGCACAGGAGUACAAGUCGUCUUUACUUGAUUCAACCCCAAUCAACUCAACAAUUAUGAAGAUUCAAGCCGAAGAUGCUGACAGUGGUAGAAAUGGUAAAAUCAUGUACAGUUUUGGUGAGGGAACAGUCAGUCGCAUCACUCAGAUGUUCCAUAUUGAUCCUGAAACAGGCAUCAUCAGAACUUUACAGCUACUCAAAGACUCUGUGAAUGAAAUGUUCCAGUUCUUUGUUGAAGCAAGUGAUCAGGGAAGUACCCCGAUGAAGAACAGUGUACCAGUCAAUAUGUGGGUCACAGACAAUAUUGAUGUGCAACCAGUCUUUACACAAUCUUCAUACUCCUUCUUCUUGCCUGAAAACGAGGCUGUUUCCACGGUGAUAGCAACAGUGAGGGCAGUCAGCAUUCUACCAUUGGAGUAUCUUAUAGUGCCAGGGUUUACAAAAAGCAGUAAUGCCCCUGCUAGGUUUGGUAUUGAUAGUAAAGGGCGAAUCCAUGUUGCUGGUAGCCUAGAUAUGGAAUCUACGUCUGCAUAUACCUUAACUGUUCAAGCUCAAACUCUCAGCAAUAGACCUUUAGUGAGGCAGACCACAGUGAACAUAAGACUCAUGGACGUUAAUGACAACUAUCCAUAUUUUGAAUCAAAUCCAUACAGAGUUACUGUUCCUGAAAAUUCAGAAUCUGGUAUCAGUAUAAUUCAAGUUGUAGCACAUGAUUUAGACAAAUCAUCAAAGUUUCGCUACAGUUUCGGAGAUAACAUGCGUAAAUAUGCUCACCAAUUUAGCAUAGACUCUAUAACAGGAGUGGUUACAUUAUUAUCUCCCUUGGAUAGAGAACAACAAGAUAUGUACAACUUGACAGUCUGGGUCAAGGACAGUGACGCAGCAGACGCGCUUCAGAAUUUAACAAUGGUUCAGGUCAAGGUCAUGGAUCAUAAUGACAAUCCACCAUUGUUUACACGCUCAUAUUACCAAGCUGCUGUCAAUGAAGAUGCAUAUCAAGGAACUAUUUUAAUGACCUUGACGACUGUCGAUAAAGAUAUUGGACCGAAUACAGACACACAGUAUUAUAUCAUCCAGGGCGAUCCUGAAGGGAAGUUCAAAGUUCGCAAGAAUGGUGACAUUUUUGUGAAUCGUCCACUAGACAGAGAGACAGUACCAAGAUAUCAUCUGGUCGUUGCAGCCACAGAUGGAGGCUUUGUUUCCACGGCAACAGUGACUGUUGAUAUCCUUGAUGCUAAUGAUAACAGUCCAGUCUGUGAGAAGCUGCAGUAUUCUGAGAUAGUGAGUGAAGAUGUACAAACAUCAUGGGUGAUUUUGAGGUUAAAGGCGACAGACGCUGAUGAGUACGGUUCCUUGCAUUAUGAACUGACUGAAGAUCACUCGGAACACUUCUUUCUCGAGCCCAAUUCAGGUGCUUUGACAGCUGCCAUUGAUCUUGACAGAGAGACUAUGGAUUUGUAUCACCUUGUAGCUAAAGCUGUUGACAGCGGUCGUAAGUCAUGUACUAUGGACAUAACCAUCAAACUGAGUGAUGUGAAUGACAACAGCCCAGUGUUUUCUCCAGUACAGGGUCCAAUCCCCAUCAGCGAGGGAGCUGCACUAAAUACACUGGUGUACAGGGUGUAUGCUUCUGAUGCUGAUUUUGGUAUAAAUCGACAAGUUCUGUAUGAACUAAAGACAAAUCCAGACGGCAUGUUCACCAUUAAUGAGAAGAGCGGACUACUCCAACUUGCUAAAGAGCUAGACAGGGAGACAACUGCAGCACAUACUGUUACUGUUGUAGCCAAAGACAGGGGGAAACCUCAGAUGACAACAGAAAUUGAACUUGAAAUCAAUGUCCUGGAUAUAAAUGACAACCCACCAGAAUUUGAGCAGACGACAUACUGGGCUUCAGUUCCAGAGAAUGCUGUGAUUGGUCAAUCAAUAACUAGUAUCCUAGCAACGAGCAAGGACACUGGGAUAAAUGCUAAGAUAUCAUAUUACAUCCAAGCUGGCAAUGAUAAAGACAAAUUUUCUGUGGACCCUGAUACAGGUGUUAUAAGAACAGCUGGAGUGUUGAAUCAUGAGACUGUACCAGGCUAUGUGCUGACUGUACGUGCCCAGGAUCAUGGUGAGGUGCCACUCAGUAACACUGCCUAUGUUCAAAUCAAUGUAACAGAUGUAAAUGACAAUCCACCUGUGUUUGCCCAGAAAUUGUACACAGCUAAAAUCAGAGAGGAUGCAAAGAUAGGGUCAAAGGUUAUCCAGGUAAUAUCAUCCGACGCUGACAGUGAUCCUCGUAACAAGGCCGCCAACUACAGUAUCUUAUCAGGUGACCAGUUCCGAGUGUUUGACAUACAUCCAUCAGAUGGUACACUUGUUGUCCGAAAUCAUCUUGAUCGGGAAACCAUAUCUGCUUAUGCAUUACAUAUAAGAGCUGCCAACUAUCAUUUGAUGGCUGAAACUAUAGUUAACAUCGAGGUCCUAGAUGCCAAUGACUCUCCGCCCAGGUUUACCGAGGAUAAUUACACCGUUUUUGUACAGAUGAACUCCCUCCUGUCAGAGGACAAAGAUGUUACUGCCUGCGUUCUGAAGUUUGAGGUCACAGAUGAUGACCUUGACCCUAACGGUGCACCGUUCACCUUUGACAUCACUUCCGGAGACGGUGAAGGAAAGUUCCACGUUGAUAAUGAGGGUAAUCUAUGUAUAGCGAGGAACUUGAAUCGUCAAGUGACCGCCGAUUACCAGCUUAUUGUUAGAGUAUACGAUAACGGAACACCUGCGAUGUAUUCGGAGGUUAAAGUCGAAGUUAGUGUCAUAGAGGAAAGCACUUUUUCACCAGAAGUUUCAAACAUGGCCGUAUCUAUAAGUUCGUAUCUAGACGAAUUUCCAGGUGGCGUUAUUGGUGUAGUGAAAGCUAUCGAUGGAGAUCAGUUUGAUACCCUAGAGUAUCAAGUGGUUUCGGAAAAUCGCCACUUGUUUGAUAUAGACAAAUUAGACGGGAGACUCCUUGCUUUUGCCGGCCUUGACUCUGGAAAUUACAUGAUCAACGUCAGUGUCACAGAUGGGAAGUAUACAUCAUACGGGUCAGUCGAUGUUGAAGUUACAACUAUUACCACUGAAAUGAUCGCAAAUGCCAUUACAUUACAGCUUGCUGAUGUGGACGCUGAGAAAUUCGUGAAAAAUUACAAACGUGACUUCCAGAGGGUACUUAAAAGGGAAUUGGGUGUGAGAACAAGGGAUAUUGAAAUCAUCAACAUACAAAAAUCUCAGGGCUCAAUAGAUGCAGCUAAUCGUUCACGCAGGGAUACAAGCUCAAAUCUGGACAUUCUCUUUGCCGUAAGCAGAAAUGGAGAGUAUAUUUCACGAGACCGAUUAAAGAGAAAAGUAGCCCGUGCCAUACCAGAACUAGAGGAUGCAAUGUCGGUGAAAAUUCUCAAGGUUUUCUCAGAUGUUUGUGAAAAGGAUAUGUGCGAAGGUGGAGAAUGUUUGGGAUUUGUAGAGUUCGACAAAGACAGCCUCGUACCAAUCCUUAUGGACGGAGGAAGCUUCGUCGCAGCCAAACAUCGGUACACAUAUGAGUGUGAAUGUCCCAAUGGAAAUAUUGGAGAUAAUUGCCUGUCGAAUCCAACAAGCUGUGACGAGAACCCAUGUCCUACAUACAAGCUGUGCACCCCUCAUCCUGUACAUGGAUACCAGUGUUUGUGCCCACAGGGACAGACAGGCAGACACUGUGAGAAAGAUCUGGACAAUAAAUGUGACAAUACAAACUGUCCAAGAGUAGGAGAUUCCCCAAUCACUUUCUCUGGAAACAGUUAUGCCAAAUGGAAGCUAGUCGACCCAAUAGAUAGGCGGCUUAGUCUGUCUAUGAGAAUCAAAACAAUCAAAGAUACAGCCAGUCUGAUGUUUGCCAAGGGCAGAGUAGACUAUAGUAUUCUCGAGCUUGUGAAUGGAAUGGUUCAGUACAGAUUUGACUGUGGUAGUGGAGAAGGUCUGGUUCUUUUACCUAAUCAUGUCAGUGACGGAAAGUGGCAUACGAUAAUGGUGGAACGUCAUGGAAAAGAUGCCGCCAUCUUUCUGGAUGGACAGUUUUCUUCGUUAACAAGUGCUCCCGGAACCAACGAUGUUCUAAACCUCGACACAAGCGAUGUUUACUUUGGAGCGGAGGUGGAAAUGUAUGCUAAUGGAUAUAUUGAUAUUCGUAAAGGGUUCCGAGGCUGUAUAGAGGAUAUUAGGAUCUAUAACGUUCGAUUACCGGUCUCCGGCAACAAUGCUGUUGCCCUUUCACAAGACUUUGAAAAAGUGGAAUUCUCAUGCAGGGACUCGGACUUUGCCAUAAACGGAAACAAUAUCUGUAGCACAUUCCCGUGUAUGAAUGGUGGACAAUGUGAGACAACAGGACAGAAUACAUUUAUCUGUAGAUGUAGCAGUGACCGUUACCGUGGUGCCAAGUGUGAAAUAGACUCGCAACCGUGCCUGAGACAACCCUGUCUGAAUAAUGGGGUAUGUGAAAAUGUUGUUGGUAUUCCAAACGAAUUUGUCUGCAAGUGUGUCGGUGACUAUAGGGGUCGUAGGUGCGAGUACGGGAAAUUCUGUCUACCAAACCCAUGCAAACAUGGUGGCACCUGUAUUGAGGGACCAGCGUCAUUUAAUUGUUUAUGUCAAGCUGGAUUCACAGGGUCAAGAUGCGAGUCUAUUGUGGAUGUAUGUUUGUCCAACCCAUGCAAAAACCAAGGUGAUUGUAUACAGGAGGGGAGCGGUUAUGUGUGUAAUUGUUCAAACUCCUUCAGUGGCUCACAUUGUGAAGAUAUUAUCAUUCCAGCGAUCUCGUCAAGUUCUGCGGGAAUUAAUUCUGAUGAAAUAUACGCCAUUGCUGGAGUUGCUGGUGGCUUAAUUCUGGUUGUAAUUAUUUUUGUGCUAAUUCGUGUUUGGCGACAGAAGAAGAGACAGCGUCGCCAUGCCAACAUCACACCUGGUAUUGCUGGAGAUGGCACUGAAGUCUACCUUAACCUUCUUAAAGAUGACAAGAAUAAAUAUAAAGCAGAAAACAUGUUAAAAAUGGAUAAAAUCAACAACAGAAAUAAAUCGCCACCGUCGCCACAACCCCCGCCAGUUCCUGAUCGCCCAGCGUCGUACACGCCCAGUGCCAGAGACUCUAUAAAUACAUUAAAUAAUUUCGACCAAUUAAGAAGUUGUACAUAUGGAAGUGCUGCAGAUGAACUGGAACACGUUCCUAACAUUCCACCUUACAAUUUAGAUUUUCUAACGUUUGCCCCACCCAGAAGUGUAGCCAGUAUACAGCCGACCAUACCCCCACCACCUCAAAGUGAUACAGAUUCGAUACAAAAGGAACCAUGGGAAUUUGCGUGUCAAAAUAUUUUACAAAAUUAUAUGUCAGAAAAGAAUUCCGAUAAACUGUCGAAGAUGAUGCCGAUUGGCACAGUACAACCGAUGUCACAUCUUCAAGGUCAAGAUAAUACAUCAAUCAGCAGUUUACCUGUGUCCGAGUCCGAGGAUGACCAACAAGCCAAUAGGAAGAAAGGAAAGAAAGGUUAUCAUUGGGACACAUCAGAUUGGGCACCAGAGAGGUCAUUACCAAAUAUAAGUGAGGUACCAGCUGGGGAAUGUCCGGAUUCACCGGGUUCCGAGAGUCCACAUAGUAAUGAAUCUAAUACACAUAUCGACAACUUAGGACAAGGGCGUUACAUGACAGACGGAGAAUACAUUGACUCUGAAUAUGUUGGCGAUUCGGAAUAUGCCGAACAUGAUAUGGAGGAACCACCUGAUCUACCGAAUUACGAGGAACUCCUUGCGGAACAAAGUAGACUUCUUGAUGAUUAUGAAAUGCCAAAUAGAAACAUGCAUGUUCAUCCAGACUAUUAUCUCCCCUUAAAUUCGAGCUUUACAAGUGCUGAUGGGCCAAAUGAAGAAAAUUGGCCAGCGCCCCCGCCUUGUGUUGUUAACGGAGCGGAAGUAAAUAUCAGUGAUUCGAGCCACACAACAACAAGUUCCGAUGAUGAUAAUGACUCAGUGUUGCAUUAUGGGUUCCCACCGUCACAUUUUAACAAUAUAAAUAGGUUGUCAAUGGUAACGACAGACAGUGAUUUGAAUGUAGACAGUAAUAGGUUAUCAGCCGCGUAUACAACGGACAGUGAAGCUAAUGAUGGUGAUUUUAGUCGCGGGUCUGUCAUUGAUGAUAUGUCCGACAUAUCGGGUCUUUGUGAAAUCGAGGACAGUGAGGUCAAUAAUAGCGACAGCGAGGAUGAAAACACGCCGUUAAAUACACAACGAAUACACACGGAGGUGUAAACUUGUUUGAACAUAUUCACAGCUGGGCUAUGUAAUAGUUUAAGAUAAAGAUUUUCGUGCAAGAUUUAAAUCUAUGACCAUUGUUAAGGGAACAUUAUACAUUUUUCAAGUGUGGAUUUUUACCUACCAAUAAGUUAGUUGCUAGAUGAAGGUAUUUUAAAGGUUUUUUUCGAUGUUUUCCUUGCUUUAUGUGACAUAAAAUACAAAAAAGGUUGUGAUUUGUUUUUUCGUCAAUUUCAUUGCUAUUUAUGAUUUUUAUAAUGUGCUUAUAUACUGUUAAAACUAGAAAUGUGAAAAUUGUACACUGGAUUAAAGAAGUGCUUAAUGUUAGCCAUUGCUGUGUAUUUCAACUUCAUAUAGUCAAGUAGCCUUUGUCUAAGUCAGAAAAAAACACAUGUACACUGUCAUAAUGUGUGCAUGAAAUAUGUAUACAUGUAUGUUCUCUGUCAUUUAGAACUGUCUCACAUAGAGAAAUAUGUUUUGGGUUGUUUUUUUGUUUUUUUUAAGAAAAAUGAAAAUAUUUUUUUUUUAUUGAGCGACAUAAGAAAUACUGGUACUAUUUUUGCAAAGAAAAAGUCAUAAUUAUCAAAAUAUCAUGCAGAUUUAUUUUUAUUUUUUUUUUUAAUUACUGGCAUGAAACCUCUAUCAAGGUAAUUCAGUACCAUAAGUGUCAGGACAAAUUUUUCAAACACGAACAACAAUUUUUGUGAAAAAAAUGUUAUUUUUUUUAUGAAAAAUGUACUUUUUGUGUUUUUAAGUAUAAAGUACUGUUCAAUUUUCUGCACUUGUUAGGUUUAUUUCCAUUUUUGUAUGAUAGUGUUUCAGUAAAUUUUAUAGGUGCUAUUUAAAUUGUUCAUGGUUAAUAUGUGAUAAAAAUUUGCUUCUGGCAUAUGACUUACCCCACCCACCUACUGCUCCUCACCUCCCACAUGCAAAUUUUUUUUUAUUGAAAAGCGCUUCCUUGUGUUUGUUUUUUCAUUAUUUUUUUUCAAACUUUUUCAUUGUUUUUUUGGAAAAUUUGCAACAAUUUGUUUCUGACAUGAAGUUUUCAGACUUAAACGUCAUGUUAAAAUCUAGAUUCUUCCAUUUUAAAUUCUUUUUCUUCGUGAACCUUCUUUUUUCGCUUUUGACAAAAAGAACACUUCAGACAUUACAAUAUUAGUUUAUUUUUCCGUUACAUGUUUCAUUUCUAAUCGAUUUUGAAUAAAUUUUUUGUUUCCAUAACACUAAUAUUAAGUUUCAAAAAGCUAGUUUCUGUAAUUCUGUAAAAUCAUUGAAUGUUACAGUGUUACAGAAAUUUAAAUGAUAAGGGGAGAGUUUAAUGUUAUUUAUUUGUUUAUAAAAUCAGUAUUCAAUGUUUAAAUUUUGAAGUUUUAUUGAUUUUCCGAAUCAGAAAUUAAGUUUUAAUCCUAGCAGCCAAAAUGAAAUGAACCUGUUAAGUUUUCACUGUUAUUUGAAUGACAUUUUUUGACAUGAUGUUUAAAUAUUAAAAAAAUCUGUUAAGAUCUCUUUUAUAACCGUCUUGACCUCAGACACCUAAGUGUCUUAACAUGUAAAAUAAAGUGCUUCCUGAAAGAUAGUGGGAAACCCCACAUCUGACUAUUCUACGGGGACCGCAAUUGAUUGACAGAACCUGAAAAGUGCUUCUUGACCAAAUACUUUGAGACUGCAAUCAAUUCUUGACAAAUUUCAUUUGAAACAAACUCCUUUUUUGAUAACACGAUUUCAAUUUUUUUUAAAGUCAAUAAUAUGAAAUUUGGGUUUUACUUACCUGAACAAAGCUAUAGUCAUAGCUUCAAACAAGAAUCACUUAAGUGCUGUACAAUUAUAGAUAGUGUAUUUAUUACCAAUAUACAUAAUGUACUAGGAUGCUAAUUUUACGAUUUAUACUUCAUGUAAUUUCAAGAUUCAAUUUACAAGUAAAGGUUGUGAUAUACUAUGUUUCUACUUAGAAAAUCAAAAGUUUUUCAACUAUAUAGUUUUGCAGUAAUUUAUACUGCAAAACAUUCUUUAUAUACCAUUUUUCCCCCAAUAAAGAUACCUGCAUUUUAUUGUGGUUUUUUGUAGGAAAGGCUGGAUCCACAUAUACUAGGAAAGGCUGGAUCAAAAGUUCAGUUUUGUUCAAUUUUGUGAUAUAUAAAGUUAGAUUAAACUUAUUUUUCAUCAAUGUCGUACUGUUGUUUUCAAGUUGCCAUGUUUUUAUGUUAAUCUUUUUUGAUGUAUUAAUAAUAUCAAUGUUUGUUUCUCGAGUAAAGGCUAAACCAAAUAGAAAAUUGGUUUCUCAAGCUUAGAAUAUGUGUGUGUAUUCUAUGCUUAACAGACUCCCGGGCUUAGAACUUAAUUCUAUUUCUUGUUAUAGAAAGACUGUAUUUCAUGAGAAACCAAUAAUAAAUUUAGUAUGGCCUUAAAAAGUAUAACUUUUUGUUCUUGUUGAAAAUUAACUAAGGCAAGGUUGUGCCAUUUGUGUUGUGAUCUAGACUGAAAGCAAAAAUUUGUCACCUCAGUGCAGUAACGGGUUAAGUCCUUCUAAAUUUAAUAGGAGUUAACUAUAUAUUGCACUAAAGUGAUAAAAAUAUUGUGCUUUCAAUAAUGAAAUCAAAUAAGUUGUGUUUUUUGUGCUCACAUGUAUUUUCUUUGUUGUGAUAUUUUUUGUUUGUUUUUUUAUCGAGGUCACAUGACCUAUUUUAAUUCAGAGUUUGAACUGUGAUCUAAGAAAUUGGGUCAGUAUAUAUUUUACCAAAAAAAAUAAAUGUAGUAAAAAAUGGUAAUCAAAUUAUUUUCAGAUUUUUAAGUAUUAACAAAUUUUUAAGUUCUGAUUUUAGAAAAAAAUUGUAAAAAAUACUUUAUAAAUAAGGAUUAUUUUGUUGUUCCUAAGAAAGUUGUAUUUCUAAAAAAGCUUAUGUUCCAUUUUCACUGCUUUUAAAUACAUAACAUGAUAGGGCUUUUUUAUCAGUGCAUGAAUUAAACAGCUAAGUUUGUCAUAUUUAUAAAAUAUGCUGCUGUUUAAAGUUGUCCAACAUGGUGUGUGAAGUGAUGUGCAAGAAUUUCAUAAAUGACAUAAAUAUUGCCAUUUUUUUAACACUUAUCUGAGUUGAAAUAGUAUAGAUCAGUCCUAAUACAAGGGAUUUUGAUAUUAUAUAUAUAUUUAAAUUGAAAACUAAUAGUCUAUUAGAGCCUAGAUUAGGGUUUAUAGAUGUGGCGACUGACAUAGCUGGAUACUGGUCGCAGAAGUUGGUUACUUUUAAUGAUACACUUGAACUGUUUUAUAUUUUCUCUGGUUGUUCAAUGUAUAAUUGAAAACAAGAACAAAGUUAUCAGCUUUCAUUGGUCGAUUUUUUGAGCACAGUCUUGUUAUUGGCCAAUGAAAAGAUUCAAUUGUAUGCCAACAUGCAAACAUUUUUUUCUUUUUGAACUUGAUUAAUUCAUCCGAAGAAUUUUGAAAUUGAUUAUAAAGUUUUUUUGAAUUUGUUUUUUUCUUGGUCACUUCACAUACCUUGUUGUGACAUAUGCUUUAAUUUUUUAAAAUGCAUACAUACUUUGUAAUGAUUAUUUUUGUAUGAAUAAAUCUUGUGUUCAGCUGCAUUUUUACCAUUAUUGUAAUAUAAUCAUCAUUAUCAGAUACCAUUGUUCUAUAUAUAGAGAGAUCUGAUGUCUAAGAUUUGAUUCUAACUAAUAUAAAUAUUCUUGUGUCACAUUGUUUUGCAUCAAAUGUUGUUUAGUUAAAUUGAUGAUAAAAUAUUGAGAAUUUUGUAAAUUAAAAAACAUAAAUUAUGA
Molecule: messenger RNA, 18109 nt
Organism: Ruditapes philippinarum (Manila clam)
Lineage: Eukaryota; Metazoa; Mollusca; Bivalvia; Venerida; Veneridae
Product: protocadherin Fat 1-like
Biological process (GO): homophilic cell-cell adhesion
Cellular component (GO): plasma membrane
Molecular function (GO): calcium ion binding
Source: RefSeq, a predicted model, not a curated record